This is a messenger RNA of Opisthorchis viverrini, 2898 nucleotides long. RefSeq lists its product as hypothetical. Bases 179 to 1675 code for a protein of 498 amino acids. The record is from RefSeq and is a predicted model, not a curated record. Gene Ontology annotation, molecular function: catalytic activity. The transcript is spliced from 9 exons. NCBI's taxonomy places the organism in Eukaryota, Metazoa, Platyhelminthes, Trematoda, Opisthorchiida, Opisthorchiidae.
CCACUGUGGUGAACGGUGCGUACCUGUUGACGUAAGUGUGAACCCCACCAACCACGUACUCGCUCAGCUAAUAUGCCCCUGUUGCACCAGCCACAACAGUCGAUUGCCCUGAGUCGAGGGGCCCACUGCAUCUGAUGACUUCUUCACAAUUUUGGACGAGACCAGUCAGCCCCACAAGAUGUCCGUUUUUCGGAUGCUUUGUUGCAUCCCACUUGCUUAUGGACAAUCUGAAGCGAAGCGCUCCAAUCUGCGAACCUUGAGGGAAAUCCUACUCUACCUUGACGAGGCUGAUGAGGAGCAGCAAAGAGAUAUUAAUCUAUUCAUAUACCAAUUGUUGACACAGCUGGCAGCCACUGAAUCAACCGGCCGUGCUUCCGACUCCGUCAGGAGUCCUUUCAACGCCCCACUCAUUGAUCGACAUGCUUUGAGUGCUUUUCGGGAAGCGGUAAAACGCCUCGUCAGUCAUCCGCCUACCAGAGCUACUGACCAGCCCACAGAUCAAGCACACAGUCUUUCCAGUUCUUCACCUACUCGAACCAAUGACUUUGCAGACACCUUGCCACCAUGGACUUCGGUCAAGUCGGAUUCGGUUUUUCGUCAUAACAUCAUCAUUGAAAUGCUCUCGCGGUGCCCGUUGGCUUUGCUGGAAUUGUUGUUCCAAAUGGAAAGUGUCAAGUCAUGGAACGAACUUCUUGCAGCCUCCAACUUGACCAACUACGUCGCAUUAGAAUUGCCCACUCCAUGUACUAGUUCAUACGGUGGUCAGGUACGCAUUGCCUCAUGGAACUUGAACCGCUUUACACUGGCUAAGGCACGCCACCCAGGCUUUCGCGAGGUCUUAUGCUUGACUAUUUUACGCAGCAAAAUUUCUCUGAUGGUGCUGCAGGAAGUCGCCAGCGUCGAUGUUGCGGAUGUGCUGUGUGCCGAACUCAACUCACCCACUUUGCCACAUGUUCGAAAAUGGGCGCAUGAUCACCCGCCUUGGUGUGUACCCAAAUGGAAGGUGGCUAGUUCAACACAGGCCGUCGGAUCCAUGUUCGCUGGUCGGGAAUAUGCCUUAUUUCUGUACAACGAAAACGCGGGUGUUUGCAUUAGUCGUACAAGCUUAAUGGAGCCACCCACAGUUGCCAAGUCCUUGAAAGUGUUUUCUCGAAGUCCAUGUCCGGCACUUUGUAAGAUCCGGUCCGCUCGACUGAUACUCGUCUCAGUUCAUUUGAAGGCCAGAGGGCUACGGAAUAGUAGAAUUGGCCGCACCGCUGCUGAGGUUCAAGCCCUGGAAACAGUCGUGCAGGCUUUUUAUGAUACACAGAGUCCACAAUCACACCUCGUGAUUCUUGGUGAUUUCAACUUAAAUCCGGAGCAUGAAGCUUUCAGUCGCUUGCGUGAACGUGGUUUUCAGUCUGUUUUAAAUGGAUAUCAAGCGACAACCCCGCAGUCAAAUCUCAAGGAUCAGUCCGACUCUCCAUCCUCCACUCUGUGUCCCACUGCCUAUGACAAUGCUUGGAUUUCUCCCAGUUUGAUUUCUGUUGAUACCACGGACUCUUCAUACACCGGAAACUCUGGCGUUAUAACUAGCGGCCUCAGACAUCCCCUUAUUCCCGGUGACAUCGGUGCUGGCGCUAAUGGUUUUAUAAGCGACCAUUGCCCAAUAUGGUUUGAUCUCCGUUUUAGCUGAUCAAUAUUCUUCUCUAUUUUUUUAAUGCAUAUUCGAAUUUCUUUGGACAACAGAGGACUAAAAAUUGUUACGUUUCGUGUAUUUUUCAUGUAAAACUUCACAAACGUGAGAAAAGUCUCUAAACGAUUUAACUUUAGUCUUCUAAACCCAUACCAAAAAGUUGGUCACUUUCGAACCAAUUUACACUGGUCUUCACUGAACUCGACUUCGAUUUGGACUCCGAAAACAUCGGGCCUUUUUUGCAUGGUGUCUUCCGUAUGUUCGAUGUCUGCAUUUCAAGAUAGAGCACAAAUAUACUGAAAUCGAGAUGUCGAAGUGACGUAGGUAGGUUUUACAAUCAAUAAAGAAUGACCCGGAGUGGUGUGUUCUUAACGUGCCUGAAAGUGUGAGUAAGCCUUGCCAAGCAUUUUACACCUUAGUAAUAUGACCACGUGAAAUUCUAAUGGUCCCCGCGUAUAUCAGGUGCUCCGACUAGCAACCUUUAUCAACAGCAAUGGUGUUAUGACACUGGCCCAGAUUUAUUGCUCUUAUUUUGGUUUAUGUGUUUACUGCCCUGUUUAAGGCUUCUGUGUUUAUUAAGGUCUGUGACUAUUUCAAUCAAUAAUUAUAUGCGACUGGCCCCAUCACUGUACGUAACACAAUCUAGAUACCUGCUGAUUUCUUCAUCGCGUUUAUAACCUGAAGCCUGGUUGGCGAAUUUUGACCGACUUGAGGACCGUCGAGUUAUCCAGAUAUUUAAUCGCAGGGGUGUUCCGAUUGGACUCGGAUAUGUUUCUGAUUAUGGAUUUCGGGAGUUUUCAAACUGUAUCGAAUGAAUUAAGCCUGUAGAGUGCGUUUAUUGGGGCUGUAGGUCGAUUGACCUUGUGAGCCCGUUCUCGAGGCUUUCGUGAUUAGUGUCAUUUGGUGGGUGUUUGAUUGAGUUUGUUUCUUUCUAGCGUGACACUCAACCUGUUUUUCUGUUGUACUUUUGGCCACUUCACACAUGGUCAUGGGUUUACCAGGGAAUCAGGAGCUAGGUGUGAAAUAUUGCAAGUACGUACCUGAGCGAGGUAGUUCGACGAUUUUCGGCAACCCGAAAAAUUCAUUUCUCUAUUUGGUUUGGGUCUCUGUAGUCAGUCUCUACAGUCUUCUGAUUUUGACCACCUUUUUGACAAAUCAUCCAUAUGGCUAUCGUGUGAUCAUGGUCAUGGUGAAAAAAAUUUUGCACCGAAAACAAUCUUGAG